CUUUUAACCAAACCAAACAUUAUUGGUUGGUUGUUAUUUUUCAAACCUAUUUUGAAUAUAUAUUUACUACUUCUAUGAUGACCGUUGACAUAUUUAAUUUCAGUCUAAUUAUGUAUCCAUUGGCGAAUAUCAGGAUAUUAAAACAUAUUUUUAAAAAUUAUGAUAAAUAUGUGUCGAAAGUUAAAAUUCAGUGUGGAUAUGAUGAUGCAACUGCCAGGUUUGUUACUAUAAGAGAGUGCAUUUUGUUACACAAGGAAAUAAUUAAGUAUGUAGAUGAUUACAAUUUCGUACUGAGCAAUGUAUCGCUACUAGAUUAUCUACAAAGUUCGCUGGAAUUUGCUACAAUAAUUCUGCAAAUGAAUAAUGAAAACUCCUUUUAUUCUGUAUUCUUUGUGACUACGUGUGGAUUAUGUGCAAUAUCCAGACUUUUCAUAUUUUACUUGUAUGCAGAUCAACUUACUUUCGAGGCAUCUGGUAUUGGACAGGCUGCAUUUGAAAGUAAUUGGUAUGAACAACCGAAAGAAAUUAAACAAAUGGUUAUCACUAUUAUAAUGAGAUGUAACAAGGAAGUCUCAUUAUCUAUUGGACCGUUUGAUAAAAUGUCUUUGAAAACGUUUGUAGUGGUAAGUAAAAUAGCUAUUGUGUUUUAA
This is a messenger RNA of Psylliodes chrysocephalus, 650 nucleotides long. The record is from the annotation of a GenBank genome assembly. NCBI's taxonomy places the organism in Eukaryota, Metazoa, Arthropoda, Insecta, Coleoptera, Chrysomelidae.